CUCUAGAAUUUUCUUAUAUACUUUUGAUCAUGACCGUUGUAGAAGUGGACUGGUGGCAAUGUGACCUCCAGUGAAUAAGUUUCGAUCAACUGGUAAAACGAUUUCAAAACAAAAAUCCAAAAUGGCGCGUAUAGAAGUUAUACUGCUCUUCGCAUUGGUUUCUACAGUUGCGUCUUUUGAUUUCGAAAAUGACGAUUUCUUCGACGACAUGGCGGAAAACGAAAGCGAUAAGCGAGGAAAAGUCUCCACAAAAUCGGAUGUUGACGACACGGUCUUCGUAUCUCAAUCAACUAGUAGACUCGAGGAUGGCACUGAGUCAAUAAUAAAGGAAUCGGUAAGAUGGGUGAAGAACCCAAAAACUGGGAAAUUCUCAAAAAUAAGAACAACUCGGCAUUUCAAUAGACUGGCAAAUGGCACUGUCUUGGAAGUAGAGGACAACGGGUCUGGCGAAGUGAGAGAAGGGUCUGGCGAAAUGAAAGGCGAAGGAAAAGUAACCAAAAUUGAUUGCAUCAAUGGAGAUGACUGCAAGGAAGGACAAUUUUGUGAUGAACUGUCUUAUGCAUGCAAAAACUGUUUGAAACUCAACCAAACAUGCACCAAGCACAGACAAUGCUGUGAGGGAUCAAUGUGCAGAAAUGGCAAAUGUGAAGAAAUAACAGGCCAAGAAGGUGACCCAUGCGAUAAGGAUAAAGAUUGCAAGCCAAAUCACUGUUGUGCAUACGAUAAUGGAAAAGAGGUUUGCAAGCCAUAUCUGAAAGAUGGUGACGUUUGUGGAGAGCAUACAUUUUCAGGAUUUCCAUCAUUCUUUGCAAGCAGAUUUUUAGAGGGUGGAAAGAAGACCAACUGUCCUUGCCUCAAAGGACUGCAGUGCAAGGGACAGAGCUCAUACUUCUUCUACAAAAAACAAAGAUGUACGAAGAAAAAGGCAAAGAAGUCAAAGAAGCAAAAUAAGAACAAAAAACUGCAUGCAAAGAACAAAGAGGAACGACACAAAAAAGAGGACAUGGACGAGGACAGAAGUAAAGUAAAUCUGCUUCCUGAUGAAAUGAUGAUGAUUGACAAUCCUGAUGAUUAUGAUGACACGACAGAAAAUGGAAAGAGUGACAUGAACGACGCUAUACGCGAUGCAAAUGAUUACGACGAUAAUGAAGAGGAAGAAAAUUUUGCAAAAAGAAGUCUUGAUAAUGAAGCAUUUACAGACGAUGGAAUAGAAAGCAAUAAUAUGCUUGAAAAUAUUCCGAGAUUUAUUAAAGGCCUUUUGAAAGGUCUAUUUGACCAGUUUGACUGACAAAGCUAGCAGUUACGUCACAACUCAGUAGCUUGCUAGACAUUAGAUCUACAACAUUAUCUAGAUCUAUGAUUCGUGCCUUAUUUUUGAAGGCGUACACCUAUUUGUUUAAUUAAAAUUGAGUUUAAUGCCAAAACCAUUCAUUUGUAUUUUUCCUUGAAUUAGAUUCUUAUUAAAGAAAUCAUUUUAA
Molecule: messenger RNA, 1478 nt
Organism: Rhopilema esculentum
Lineage: Eukaryota; Metazoa; Cnidaria; Scyphozoa; Rhizostomeae; Rhizostomatidae
Biological process (GO): negative regulation of canonical Wnt signaling pathway; multicellular organism development
Cellular component (GO): extracellular region
Molecular function (GO): receptor antagonist activity; co-receptor binding
Source: RefSeq, a predicted model, not a curated record